Messenger RNA from Trachymyrmex septentrionalis, 8170 nucleotides. RefSeq names its product mucin-17-like. NCBI's taxonomy places the organism in Eukaryota, Metazoa, Arthropoda, Insecta, Hymenoptera, Formicidae. Gene Ontology annotation, cellular component: nucleus. The record is from RefSeq and is a predicted model, not a curated record. Gene Ontology annotation, biological process: negative regulation of transcription by RNA polymerase II. Gene Ontology annotation, molecular function: protein binding; transcription corepressor activity. The transcript has 10 exons. The coding region runs from base 121 to 7989 and encodes 2622 amino acids.
AGCCGGCGUAGCUCGGAGGUGGAGGUUGCGCUUAUGCGCCCUGUAAGCACAGCUGGCUAAUAGCCUCGGAGCCCGUCCCCGACACCCUGCAGCCCACACCAGAUUAGCAGUUGGCGUGACAUGGAUGUGAGCUUCACGAACGUGUUAGAGGGGGCUCGCCAGUACUUCCAGGGACUGCCCGUACCGAGUACAGGUAGUGGCGCGGCCACGUCGGUGGAUCACAAUCUCCACUCGACAUCCUCCACGAAUCCCGCCUCGUCCACGUCGGCGACAACGCAUGAUCAUGAUGCACCGUCGCAGCCGACACAAUCAACUCAGUCAAUUUCGACUUCCGCCAAUAGCAGCAGCAGCAAUAGCAAUGUUCAGGAGUCGAAUCGUUACCCUACCGACGUUAGACCUUCGUCGUCCGUGGAGAGUAGCAAUGCGACUGCCGGAUCUAGCUUCUGGAAUCCACACGUGGAGCCAUAUGCGCCGCAGCCGACCAGGGUCGAAGUCCCGGAUACGAGGCCAGGCGACGAAGGCUCCGCCAUGGAGCCCAGCUCCUCCUCGGGCACUGUCACUUUAACCGAGAUGCAGCCUUCGAAUUAUCAAUUCUCCUCCUCCUCCUCCUCCGCCGCUGCCGCAUCAUCGUCGAAUUUUUCGCAGAGACCGCCACUAACGUCAUCAUCAUCGUCGACCACCUCGUCCUCCAGCGAUCACAAUCAUCACCAUCAUCAAUCUCAUCUUUCAACGUUGAACUCGUCAUCGCAUUUGCAUCAGAUGCAACCGCCCCAACCGCCACAUUCCCCUGGACCAGUGUACCAGCAACUUAGUAAUGUCAGCAGGACGUCCUUCAGUGCGGCAGAGAUGCUCGCCUCUUCCUCAUCGCACUCCGCUUCAACGUAUCAGACCGCCAAUAACGAUAGGCAAUCGCAGCCGAUCGUUGUCCAGAGGACUCAGUACUACCCACGCUACCAUCACCCAGACAUCACGAAAUGCGCACCGGCUCCGUAUUCGCAGAGUUCCAUUUAUCAGUCCGCCAAUGUAGCGCAGCCUCCGAGUAUGGUUCAACAACCGAGCACAAGACCGACGCCAAUAGAGCAGAAUAAUACGACAGCAUCAUCCAACGUCGUUACUCAAGGACAUUGUCCGCCAGAACAGCAACGAAUACCUGGUACUUAUGGCAACAACAUGCCACUCGCUCAGAGUUCUCUCAACGGAUCUUCGGUGUAUGGAUCUGGUUCCUCCUCUUCAUCCUCUCAGAGUUAUCGUCCCACGAACCAGUAUCAGCAGCAGGCCCAUCGUCUGACCGCUUCUACUUCGAGCGUCAACGACAGGUCUCAUAGUUCGGAUGGAUUGCACUCUUCCACCGCCGCUUGCUCUUCAUCGUCGCAGGCGGUCAGUCCGCGUCAGCCUGGACUAGGAAGCUCCUCCUCCAAUCACAUUCCUUUGCAAUCGCAGUCGCAGAAUCUUCCGGGUCACAUUCCUUCACCGCAUCUGCCGUCCGCUGCCACCUCGGUACAUUAUCAUCAUCAUCAGCAGCAGCAGCAGCAGCAACAGCAACAUCAACAAUCGUCGUCUCUACAGCAGCAACAGCAGCAGCAGCAACAGCAACAGCAUCCUAGUCGUAUAAAUGCAUCGCCACACUCGCACGGUUCCUCAUAUGGAGGUCGCAUAAUGUCGCUGCCACCGCACGGUGUUCCAUCGUCAUCCUCCUCUGUCGCCAUGACGGCGAACCAUUCGCAGCAGCAACAGAUGCCACCACCCCCGAGUGGAUAUCACGUAGGAACGACGCCGUCGCCGCAUCAUGAACCGUCACCACGUCACGCUACUCCGUCGCCGCAUCACGCGACUCCGUCGCCACAGCGGCAGUCGCCCCACGUAUCCAGCCUGCACAAUCCACAUGCCUCCCCGUCUCCUCAUCAUACACCCUCGCCGCACAACAGCUUCCAGCCGCAUUCGCCGACUUAUCCACCACCACCGCCUCCGCCACCGCCACCGCAGCAGCAGCAGCAACAGCAGCAGCAGCAGCAGCAGCAGCAGCAGCAGCAGCAGCAGCAGUCGUCGGCUUCGUCAAGGUCGACAUCACAAUCGUACAAUCUGCCACCGGUUACUUCGCAACACUAUCAAACGAAUUACGUGGCGGCGGUUCGUGACGCGGCGAUGGGGUUGCCUUACGCACCGCCGCCACCGUCCCAGUCUUCGUACCAUUCCUUCCAGAAGAACCCACAACCGGAGUCGCAGGGGAAUAACUACUACUCUCAACCAAGUCGGUCUCACAAUCAGUCUUACAGUAUGCAGCAGAUGCUAGUACCGCAGACAGUAUACCCUAACACUCCCGGUAACAAUAAUCUAGGUAGCUACCAGCAAAAUGUCAGCAAGCACGCGACAUAUAACGGCGCGGAUGCUACGAAGAGAGGGGCGAUUGACGUUACAACGAUACCUCCUUACGGUACGCAUCGGUCACCCACGCAGAGGAGUGGUAACACGCAUAACCUGCCGCCUAUCGCCGCUCUUUCGUCUUAUCAUUCCAACAGGCGAGAACUAUUGGGAAAAUCGGCGCAAGCAACAAUACGACAACGAAUACAUUCGACGAAUGCAACCAACAAAGUCUCGUCCGUCGUGAUGCCCCCCUCGUCUAUAACGAUGCCUCCUCAGAGGCUUGCUGAGUAUCCAAUGACUCCGGUCUCGGCUAUAAACCACGCGAUACCGGUGAAUGGUAGAACAACCACUGUGACGAACAUGACGUACGGUUCGCGAUAUACUGGCCAACAAAGCUAUCCAUCAUCGACGUAUGCCACCACAAUAGCGCCCAGUCAUCAUGGUAACAAUUCCGCUACCGGUACUACAGUAACGACUAUCAGUAAUCAUGGUGGUUCAGGUGGUGCGAGGUCUUCCGUUCCAUCGAUCCACGCGUAUCAGUCUUCCGACGAGUCAGAUCGGUCAGCGGGAUCGUCGACAUAUCAUCAGCCAACGACACGAAUUACGGCCGAGGGCUAUGCCUAUAAAGAACAUCCUUAUCAGAAUCCAGCGUCAUCCGGUAGUCAAGCGACAUCGGUCGCCACUAUGGCAAGUUCUCCGUCGCCGAGUAACGCGGUUCGGAAGAGAGAAUCUCCUCUGGACUUGUCCGUAAAAACAGUUAAGACAUCGGCUGAUUCUACGGCGCAGGAUGAUCUUGAGACUAUCAGCACCGACAAACAUGUCAGUAGCUCAAAUCUGAGUUCAUCUAGGAACAAUGUGAACAGGCCGAUGCCACCUCCGGCUGUCGUGCAUCAAUCAGCACCGGCACAACCGUCGUACGCGUCGUCGUACGCGUCGUCGUACGAUAGGCCUUCGAGUAACAGUUCGAGGAAUUCCAUGCAGGUGACCUGCGUUCGGGCAUCGACACCGCAAACGGUGUGCGCGCCCAAAGUCGACUUUUUGCCAGAUUUUACUUCGACGCCCCUACGUCAAUCGCAUCACGACAGUUCUCUUCGCAGAAGUACUGCGCAGCAUCCGCAGCAGCUUUACGUCCCAUCCGCCCAGCCUCUCUCAUCCCAUCAUACCAACGCCUCUCCACUGCCUCACAUGUCCACGUUCAAGAAACGUCCACUGCCCACGUCGCCGUACGACAGUCUGACGGUACCACCGCCACCGUCGUCCUCAUCGUCAUCAACGUCUGCGUCUUCAUCGUACCUUCAAACGAAUGAUUCUGUGUCCUCGAGGUUUUCCAAGUAUCACUCGAUGAUGGAUUCAUCUCCGCGACUUGGCCCGCCCACAUUGCCCGCACAAGAUUACCCACCCGACUCGAGCUACUAUUUAGCGGACAGUAGGGCAAAGUUCGAUCAGCAAUUUCCUCAGCGCGAACGACCACUCAAAAGAGCUGGAGAGGCGAUUUACGGUAUAGGGAACCCUAACAAACAGGCCAGAGCUGCUUGGCGAGUACCGAGUACCGACAAACAAAUUGUUGAAUCGAAACUAUCGACUACAGGUGCGCAGAACGAACAGCAAAAACGGCAAGAGAUGAAUUUGUCGGUUCCUCUGCCAAAUGGAGCUCUGACGACACCUGGCGAUCACAGAACCGAUAAUAAUGGUAGUUAUUCGACGCCAGAAUCCAGAUAUCAAUCGGUAUACUGUGAUAAAAGGACCUAUCCGGAGUCCAAAAUCAUACGCAGUUCGCCGUCGUCGUAUAAUCAUCCAGUUAUUUCGAAAUCCGCGAGUGUACACCCAUUACCGCAACAAUUGAGCAGUGCACAACUUACCUAUCCAAAUUAUCGCCAGUCAAUUCAGAAGAUGGCAUGUCCCUCGAGCGGGAUGUCCAGUGGCCAAUCGAUAGAUCAACCUAGCAAUACUGGUGCCGACAAGAGGGUGCUCAACUUGCUGAGGAACAGCUUGGAAAAUAAGCAACAAAGGGAUGAACAGCUCAAUAGUCAGCAGCCUAUUUUGGUUAAUCACAAUCAACAGAGCUUCCAGAAUAAGGUCGUCGCGCCAGUCGAGCCCAAGAGCAUCGGCAGGCACAAUCUGUCACCAUUCACGGCGGCGAGUUUGCUCGAGCGUAACAGCAACACACCGCCACAUUACAAGUUGCACGUUCCGCGAGCAAUAGACUCGAUCACUCAGGAAGUGCCACGUAGCAUGUAUGCCUCAAGAGUGAACGCAUCUGCCACGCUACCCGGCAAGGAAGCCUCCCUCGCGGGACCACGUGGCGCCGAGAACCAAAUCCAUCGUGACAAGGACGACGGUCUUGCCGCUAUCUUAGCUGCGAAGAUCAGGACGAAGGCGGAACUGAAACAAGUCGGAACCGGCCAAUUUACAACGAAAGCAUCCUCCAUACCUCCUCAAGAUGUGUCGUCGACGCCGAGAGGUAGCCCACCGAAAUUAACACGCGAGAAAACGGUCUCUUUGCCGCCCAGAAGACGUUUGUUUUCGAGAACCGAUGAGGAUAAUGUACCGGCAGUCGUGCCUGUUGCCGCCACGGUCGCGUCCACAGUCCCGGCUAGGGCGAGCGGAUGUAGGAGUUCUUCCGAAACAUCAGUCUUCGAUUUCCGGGAGAGUGACUCCGAAAGCGAGAUGCCUGUUCUCGAGCGGCAAACCUUGGAGGAAAUGAGAAGAGAUAGAAAGCAGUUAUCCAAAGUGCAACCCCCGAUACCUCUCAAUGAUGCUGUAUGUAUGAAUAUGGCAUCUUCUACGGAUCUCGUGAAGAUAGAGCUAAAGGAGAACGAUAAAAUUAACGACAUGGAUCCAUUCUGGAGUAACGCCUGUGAUAAGUUUAUGGAGCAAUUACGCGCGGGCGAUGCCGUAAAGAAACGUGGACGUAGAAAAAAAGUGAGUGGUAUCGCAACGUCGAAACUUGAAGACGCAGUUAACGAUAGCGACAAGGAAUCUGAUACCAAUGCAUCGCAUUCUCGAAUCAAGCCCGAAGACAUCAAGAAGGAGAUAUCGGAUUCAUCUAAUAAGGAUGAUAAAAAUUCGAUUUUCAAGGAUGUUAAGAUUAAGACGGAGGCUGGGUUGAGGAAGGAAGAUGAUAAACACUCAAGCGACGAUUCAGACGAAGUGCCGUUAAUUAAAAGAACAAGACAGGAAGUGAAGAAGGAAGAUAGUGAUUGUGAUGAGGAAGUGAUAUGCCGAAGAAGACGAAUUCGUAGGAUCAAGCUUGAAUCUUCUAGUGGCAGCGAAUCCUCGAGCGAAGACAGUGAUGUGAGUACCGUAUUUGGUCAUGGUUCUUCAGUUGCUGACAGACUUCGAGCUAGGAAACGAUCUAUAGCUAAUGUGUCUGAAGGUAUGAAGCUUCGUUCGAGAGACACUACUCCUCAUAAGGCAAAAACAGAGAAGGAAUCCAAAUUGUCGCCUCCUAAAGGUGGAACGUCUCAAAAAGCGAAGCCGAAACCGUUGUUUGGUGACGGUAGUGAUUUUAGACCUGGUUGGGAAGAGGAGGUUUACGUUUACAAAAAAUCUCUAAGAAUGCCACCCAGAUUGAUUACAGUGUCAAAACCAUCGCGUUUUCAUCGACUAUCCACGUCAUUGCCAGAUUUAGAUCCUGGUUCGCCGGCAUUGUCUGUCUCGAUGGAUAGUUCCGACGUGUGUCUCAGUCGUAAUAAGAGAGACAGUGACAUGGAAUCUAAUUACAGUUUCAGCAUUAUGGGACUUGGCAGUAAGAUUGAUGACGAAGAGGCGACUUCAUCAACAACAGUUUCUUGUCCGCCGAAGGCGAUGAUGAAACAUUUCCGAUCGGAUAACAAUUCUAUUGUCGAUGUUCUCGCGCAGAAAGUCGGUGGUGGUCAGAAAGAGUCAAAAAAGAAACAAAAUCUGAAAAGUAAUAAGAGCAGUAACGUUAAUAAAAGCAAUAACGAACCGGAACUUUUACCAACUCCAGGUCUUGCACCGCUUCUGUCAUCCGAAACAUCAAAGAAUCUUAAAAACAAGAUUGCGUUGAAGAAUAAUAGAAAUCCAAUUAAAGUUACCAAUUCCGUCCUCCUCGGUUAUUUCCGCAAAGAGACGGUGAAUAAUUUCCGUGAUGCAUUCAAGAACAAUCACACAUUACCCAAUGAAUUCUCUACUCUAGUAUUGAAGAGUAGAACCAGAACGGAGACGAAAGUCUUGAAGAAGGAAACUACUAUUCGUGAAGUGUUCGGCGAGGAUAGGCCUGCGUCAGCCCCGCCGAUGCAAAAUCGCGAUGACACAUCACAAGAUGACGAUUCGCAAAAUGAAACGCCAGAGAAUGCAUUAGGUAAGGUACGAACAUUAAAGCAAAAAGUGGUGUCUCGUUUGAGGAACGCUGGUAUACUUCGAAGUCACAAAGCUAUUGCGAAUUCGAAACGUCAUCUAUUAACUGCUGAGAGGCGAAAGGAUCUCCUCAAAUCACUUGCUAAUAAGAAACUACGUCGUAUUAAGACUGAGAUAGAACAAGAAGAGACAAACGACACCAGAGAAGAGGAAAAUAACGAGAUGGAAGAUGAUAAGAACGAUUUGGAGAUUCGUAAUAAAAAGAAAUUGAAACUUCGACCUGGCCGACGAAAAUUCCGUUCUGGAUUUGAUUACAUCCGUAAGAAGAAGAAGCCAUUAAAAAAAGACGAGACAUUGCCAAAGGAAAGAAAGAGACAAAGUCAAGCUAAUAAACCAAGCCCGGAGUGCGUAGCCGAUAUUCAGUCUGAGAUUAGAACGUGGGUUAUCAAGAAGGGCGUCGGGGAAACUAUAUUACACCGCGCUGCCCGUCUCGGUUAUACGGAUGUGACUGCUUAUUGUCUAGAGAAGCUCAAUAGUGCGCCGAGUCCUAAAGACAACGCGGGAUAUACACCACUUCAUGAGGCGUGCUCCAAGGGUCAUCUGGAGAUCGCAAAACUCUUACUGGCUUACGGUGCGAAUGUAAGCGAGAGUGCUAAUGGUGGUAUCAGACCACUUCAUGAAGCGGCGGAGAAUGGUGCUACAGAACUUGUGCGAUUGCUAUUAUCGUACGGUGCCGAUCCAUUAUUGGCUACUUAUUCCGGACAAACACCUUUGUUGUUAGCUGUUGAUACCGACGCUAAUGUCAUUCUAGAACAGCACCUGGCUGACAUUCAAGGUCGUACCACCAUGCCAUGGUCAUUUGCUGGUCCAUCUUCAAUUUUUGAUCCAGAAGAGACGGGCUACAGUCCGCUCGAUGAUGUUCCAUCGGACAAUCCUGAAUCAGAUGAACUAGAUGAUAUCGAAAUGGAAGUAAGCGACAUCAACUUGCCUGUCUUGUUCACCUUGAACAACGAUCCCGAUAAAUGGGUGCUGCUUCAAGAUCUCAUGGCGAUUUUGAAGAUAAAGAGUCGUGAUGCUCUUCUACGUCAAAUUAAUCCGAAAGCACAUUCUGGACCGCCUGCAAUCGCGCAUCGUGAAGUCAUGCGUGAGCUAAAGUUGCCAGAUUUCCUGGAACAAUCUCGUUGUUGUCACCUGUUGAGCGGCGGCGAAAGGAUUAAUGUGCGUGGUUCCAAGGUCAUUCUUAUCAAGUACAACGACAAGGUGAAGUCUCUGUUGAACGUAGAGAAAGUGCUAAUCAGCCUUAGGUGACAAGAGGCUUCUCUGGGGCGAUCAUCUCCCCAGAUAUCGAAACCAUCAACUUCGAUUUCAGCUAAGGAACAUCAGAAAAAAGUUGAAGGCAAAGCUAUAAAACGCGAUCGACAACAUGGAAAAAAACGACAAGAAACACGUAACAAAAAUUCUGCGGACUGAGCGAUUUAUUCUUUAACUA